GGGUGGUGAUGGUGCUGCUGCUGGUGAUCCUCAUCCCGGUGCUGGUGAGCUCGGCCGGCACGUCGGCGCACUACGAGAUGCUGGGCACUUGCCGCAUGGUCUGCGACCCCUACGGGGGCACCAAGGCGCCCAGCACGGCCGCCACGCCCGACCGCGGCCUCAUGCAGUCCCUGCCCACCUUCAUCCAGGGCCCCAAAGGCGAGGCCGGCAGGCCGGGGAAGGCGGGCCCGCGGGGGCCCCCGGGUGAGCCCGGGCCGCCGGGCCCCGUGGGCCCCCCGGGCGAGAAGGGCGAGCCCGGCCGCCAAGGCCUGCCGGGCCCGCCGGGGGCGCCGGGCCUGAACGCGGCCGGGGCCAUCAGCGCCGCCACCUACAGCACGGUGCCCAAGAUCGCCUUCUACGCCGGCCUCAAGCGGCAGCAUGAAGGCUACGAGGUGCUCAAGUUCGACGACGUGGUCACCAACCUCGGGAACCACUACGAUCCCACCACGGGCAAGUUCACCUGCUCCAUCCCGGGUAUCUACUUCUUCACCUACCACGUCCUGAUGCGAGGAGGGGAUGGCACCAGCAUGUGGGCUGAUCUCUGCAAAAACAACCAGGUGCGCGCCAGCGCGAUUGCCCAAGACGCGGAUCAGAAUUACGACUACGCGAGUAACAGCGUGGUUCUUCACCUGGAGCCAGGGGACGAAGUCUACAUCAAGUUAGAUGGCGGGAAAGCCCACGGAGGCAACAACAACAAAUACAGCACAUUUUCUGGAUUUAUUAUUUAUGCUGACUGAUCGUGCAAAAACUAAGCUUCUUGCUCUGAGUUCAGACCUUGGAUUCAUGUGGCUAACGUCAGUGAACCGAGGACCCCGGGGGAUGCCGGAUGCGGGGCACCUCAGCUGUGUAUAUGAUGUGGGGGAUUCAAAUGCUACCUGACUCACAUCUGUGUACUCAGAACAUGAUGUAAAAAAAAUAUAUAUUAAAAUCAAGAUAAGCAGAUGUGUGAUCCACUACCGCCAAAGCAAAUAACUCCUUAUUGUUAGUGUCCGUGUGAAUGAAGUCCUAUAUAUAGAUCACAAAUUUUUAUAGAAAAAUCUAAGACACUGAAUUAUUUCUUCGAUAUAUAUGAUACUUUGGUGUACUGUGAUCUCGCUGCUUUUAUCCAUAUGUCGGCUUUGGUUCCUGUGAGUUUAUCUGCUAAUUAUGAAACUCGGGGUCCAUUUACAGUGUGGGGAAGAAUGACUUUUACCCUGCAGGAGAGGGUCUCAUUGACACAAUGCUGCUUUGUCCCCAAAGAAAUCGUUUGCCUUGUAUUCUUGUUAACUUUAGCUUAGACCUGGGAAUGAUUCAACUUCAAGCCUUAACCUGGAAUUUUCUGGAUUUGAGGGAAUUCCCAAGCCUAUGGUCAUUUUCCACAUUUCCUUUAACUUAGGAAUCUUCUUUUCUUUUUGGGUGAUAGUCCUUAAAAAUAGAGAUUGAACUUGUAUCAUAGGAUUACCCUCUAAGUGUGUAAACGUGUAAUUAUGUAUGGUAUUUAGAAAAAUCCCCUGUGUCCGGUUUGUCAGUAGAAUGUGUUUAGGUUUACUUGGACAAGUCAGAGAAAUUUAUUCUUUGGUGUUAAAUCAGACAGAGGCUUUCGCCUUCUCUGAAACAAAAGAUUAUUCAUAACCCAAUGCACAUAGGUUUAAUUUGCACUGCUGCAUGCCUCACCGAGGGGACACUAAAUAAGGCCUUCAAAUAGUUACAACAGGUCAUGGCCUGAGGUUAUUUCAAAACAAACCAUUUCACAUAUAACCAAUGUGACAACAAAGUGUAUAUAUUUUAUACAAAUACCUGCUACAUAUAUAUAUGUGUAUGUAUAUAUAUAUAUGUUAGAUGAAAUAUAAUAUAUAUGGCUUCAGACCAUAGGUACAGUGGCUGUAUAGACCCAAAAAUUUAAUUAAAAAAUAUGUACAUGUAGGCACAAACACAAACAUGCAUAAAUUACUUAUUUUGGAUUGAAAUAUAUUUUGGAAGACAAAAAUAUAUGGAGUAGCAAAAUCAUUCAGAUGACUUCUAAGAGUGAUCCAGAAAAUUAAAUUUUAUCAGGUUAAAAUGCCCCAGAAAUCACGUCUGUAAAUUAAGCCUGUGGCUUCUUUAUUACCAUAUGCCAAUCAAUACUUUCACUGCAUUCUGUGACUGUUACUGUUAGGACUGCAGAGAUGAAGUAGCUGUCCUUUGCAAUGUUUAUGAAUCAUAUGCAUUUGAAUGAUCAAUUUUUUUCUUUUUUCUCAGGUGGCCUGAAGCUGACAGUAAGGUAGAUUUUGAGAGUAGUGCAAAUCCUUCCUCUCUGUUUAAAAUACACUGCCAAAAGCCAUCUCUUUAUUCUAAGAAAAAGAUUUGAAAUGCAUGUUGAUAUAUCCUAACUAUCAGACUACUUCCACUAUUACAAUGAAAAAUCUGUUCCACUCUCAGUUGCCUUUGAAGACUCUUUGACAACUAGAUUUCAAAAACAGAGACUGAAAAAUCUGUCUCUUUUACUGGUGAAGGGCAUUUGCAUUUUUUCAUUUAAAGGAAUUAGUUUGUUCUCCUGGCUCCUUCCUCUUGGGUGCUUUCUGUUCUAAUACACAGAAAGCUUGAUCAUUCUUGAUCCACAGAAAUAUCUUUUAUUUCACGAACCUCAACUUUCCGAAUGAGUUACACCUGGUGUUCCCAUCUGAAGGUGCUGUUUGCUUGGUUUAAAUGCCUUGGUCUGAGUAACUCUCAUGAUUUACAUGAUUAGCAACACUUAGCCACUUUAUCAAGACUAAUGACUAACUCUAUUUGGCCUUUCUAAUAUGUAAGAUAAAUCAUAAAGGAGUUGCAGUAGAUUUUAUUUCCAUUUAACAAUAUGUAUUUAUCGAAGAGGAAUUAGCAGUAAGGGUCUGGAGACUUUUCUUUUUUAGGUAGCAAAUAGUAUAGUGAAGGAUUCAACCAAAAGAUUAGUUUAUAAACAUCAGUAUACAUCAACUAAGAGUUUCAAAAAAUGUUUUAUUUACACUAAACAUCAGGUCUGGGUACCUUUUUAAAAUUUGACUCUAGAAUCAGACUGUCAUUUCUAAUAGAUCUGACCUUUUCUUCAGAUAAAUAAGCAUUAUUUUCUGUUCAGGCCCAAGGAAAGACAAAUGAAAGGUAAAGAAAAUAAAGGGAAUAUAUAUAUAUAAGGCAAACAUUUCUCUUUUUUUGCAUUCUAUAUUAUUAAUUAAUUAAAUUGUGGCCUUUGUUAUAAAUGUAAUGAUUCAUUAAACUAUAUUAUGUAAUAUAUUUUGACUUUUAUGAUUGAAUUUUUAUAAUAGAAUACUAUGCUGUGUGUUCAUAUCCCCUUAUAUAAAUUUUUCAAAUCACAAGAAAAUAUAGGAAAACUGGAUACCAGAAAGGCACAGGCAACAAAAGUGAUUUAUUUUAAGUAUAUGAAGAUAGGUGAACAGAUAUAAUUAACCUUCCACAAUAUUUUUACUGUUGUGAAUUGGUUAUUGUAUUACAGUAUCCUUAAAAUAAAUGUCUCAAAAUUUA
Molecule: messenger RNA, 3513 nt
Organism: Cervus elaphus (red deer)
Lineage: Eukaryota; Metazoa; Chordata; Mammalia; Artiodactyla; Cervidae
Gene: C1QL3
Product: complement C1q like 3
Exons: 2
Coding region: 9-776 (255 amino acids)
Molecular function (GO): protein binding
Source: RefSeq, a predicted model, not a curated record